Paramisgurnus dabryanus is the source of this 2384-nucleotide messenger RNA. RefSeq names its product solute carrier family 1 member 7a (gene slc1a7a). Gene Ontology annotation, molecular function: L-glutamate transmembrane transporter activity; glutamate:sodium symporter activity; neutral L-amino acid transmembrane transporter activity. Gene Ontology annotation, biological process: L-glutamate transmembrane transport. The record is from RefSeq and is a predicted model, not a curated record. Gene Ontology annotation, cellular component: plasma membrane. NCBI's taxonomy places the organism in Eukaryota, Metazoa, Chordata, Actinopteri, Cypriniformes, Cobitidae.
ACAAGUGCUUUUUUCGCAGGAGGACAUCUACAUAUCUACAUAUCCAACUUUUAUUUCAUCUGCAUGUUGAUUUGAAUUUGCUCCCGUGGUACGCUUGCACCCUUGGGUGUUUGUAUGGGUGAUUGAGCGGGUGGUGGACGGGGACGUGUCACCAUGGCCCUGGGUGCGGUGUGGAGCCGUGUUAAAAAUGUGUGCCAACAAAACGGCCUCCUCAUCUUGUCAGUAUUGGCUGUGGUUAUUGGAUGCCUCCUGGGCUUCUUCCUGCGCUCAAAGCACCUCUCUGAACAGGAGGUGAAGUAUUUCCAGUUUCCAGGGGAGUUACUAAUGCGAAUGUUAAAGAUGCUCAUCUUGCCUCUUGUUGUCUCCAGUUUAAUGUCUGGUCUAGCAGCACUGGAUGCCAAGUGUUCCAGUCGGCUGGGCAUCAUGACAAUCUCAUAUUAUCUGUGGACGACCUUUGUGGCUGUGGUGGUGGGCAUCGUCAUGGUCAUCAUCAUCCACCCGGGUGGAGCAGCACAGAAGGAGGACUCUGAAGACAGCGGCAAGCCCAUCAUGAGCUCAGCUGAUGCUCUGCUGGACCUUAUACGCAACAUGUUUCCUGCCAACUUGGUUCAAGCAACUUUUCAACAAUAUCGCACAAGAAGUAUUCCCAUCAUGAAGCCCAAACCCACCAGCAGUCAGGAUUUACAGGACGCCACCACCAGACGCGUCUUCAUUUAUGGAAUCCAAGAUGACAACGGCACAGAUAUUCAGAAUUUUUCCCUCGACCUGACGCCACCUCCUGAUGUUGUCUUCAGGACGCUGCCAGGCACCAGUGAGGGCAUGAAUGUGCUUGGUAUUGUGAUCUUCUCAGCCACUAUGGGUAUAAUGCUUGGAAGGAUGGGCCCAAAUGGCAGCGCUCUGGUCAACUUUUGCCAAAGUCUGAAUGAAGCUGUGCUGAAAAUUGUGGCUAUUGUUAUAUGGUACUUCCCAUUUGGGAUUGUGUUCCUGGUAGCCGGAAAGAUCUUGGAAAUGGACGACCCUUCAGCCAUGGGAAAGAAGCUGGGUUUCUAUGCUAUUACUGUGGUGAUGGGACUGGUGCUUCAUGGCCUGUUCAUCCUGCCUUCUAUGUACUUCUUCAUCACCAAAAAAAGCCCCAUCGUCUACAUCCGAGGCAUCUUACAGGCCCUGCUUAUCUCAUUAGCCACUUCAUCCAGCUCUGCCACGCUGCCUAUCACCUUUAAGUGCCUCCUGGAGAACAACCACAUUGACAGACGAAUCAUUCGCUUUGUACUUCCUGUCGGAGCCACUAUUAACAUGGACGGUACAGCUUUGUACGAAGCUGUGGCGGCCAUAUUCAUCGCUCAGGUCAAUAACUACGAGCUGGACUUCGGGCAGAUCAUCACCAUCAGUAUCACUGCUACAGCAGCCAGUAUAGGUGCUGCGGGCAUCCCACAGGCUGGUCUGGUAACCAUGGUGAUAGUAUUAACUUCAGUGGGACUCCCUACUGAUGACAUCACUCUCAUCAUCGCUGUGGAUUGGGCACUGGAUCGAUUCAGGACAAUGGUGAAUGUGAUGGGCGAUGCUCUUGCCACAGGAAUCAUGGCACAUAUAUGCAGAAAAGACUUUGUGAAGGAGGGUGAAGAGAUUCCUCUAAUCUGUGAGACCAAACCCAUGAUCAGCAUCCAACAGAUGAUAUCCCAUCAAAAAAACGGUUUCCAGCCUCCUCCACCAGGCCCCACAAGGAAACCCUCUCACCUUUCACCCGACGUGGCCCGCCUCAUGCAGCUGGAGGAGGGCAUCAAGCCAGAAAAGAAAAAGUCCCCGCACUUGUCUCCACACAAUUAUAAAAGAGCGCACAAAGACAAGGACCACUGUGCCAUUGAUAUGAAUGGUCUGGAGACCAAUGUCUAGACUCUCUCAGAGCAUGACUGGUGCAUUUUAUGACCAAACAAAAAGACCAAGUGCUCAGAACUGGCAACCAAUCUUUUGCUUUAACUUUCUGAUACCACAGAGGAUUACAGGUCUUUGGACCCGGUUGCUGUUUGCUGCACCUGUUCCUUGUUUCUUUUAAAUAUCACAGAGGAUGAUGAGCAGAUAUGUGGAAAAAGAUCUGUGUAUAUAUAUAAGUGCUUUGUCAUUGUGUGUUUUCCUUGUUAUCUAUUGGCGACAAAAGACGCCAUGUACUUUUUAAAACUACUGAUGUCUAUGGAAAGUGUACAGUAUACUGUAUUCUGGUUUCUUUUGCAAUAUUUAUAAUUUUUUGAAUGCUUUUUCUGUUCAAGUCUGUUUUUUAUUAUAACAGAGAGAAUACAUUUUGUCUCCUUGAGAGGAUGUAAGCACCAGUGAUCAUAAUACAGUGGCCUCGAAAAGUACUGCAAUGGUUAAAUGUCAUAUUUUGAGGAUUA